GCGCAUGCUCACAACGCACACUUGUUCAUGUGUUUCCGACGUCGGCUCCGGUGGAGGUCACGGUGAACCGUCACAAGCUUGGACCCUGACUCUCAGUUGCCAUGGCGAAGCUAUUCGAGUCCAUUGGGAAGUUGGGAUUGGCCUUGGCCAUUGGAGGAGGCGUGGUUAACUCUGCCCUGUACAAUGUUGAUGCUGGCCACAGGGCAGUCAUCUUUGACCGCUUUAGAGGCGUUCAGGACACCGUGGCUGGAGAAGGAACACAUUUCCUGAUUCCUUGGGUCCAGAAACCCAUCAUCUUUGACUGCAGGUCCCGACCACGCAAUGUUCCUGUGAUCACUGGAAGCAAAGAUCUGCAGAACGUGAACAUCACUCUGAGAAUAUUGUUCAGGCCUGUAGCAAGUCAGCUACCGAGGAUCUUCACCAGCAUUGGUGAGGAUUAUGAUGAAAGAGUGCUUCCUUCCAUCACCACUGAAGUGCUGAAGGCUGUUGUGGCCAGGUUCGAUGCAGGAGAACUGAUCACUCAGAGAGAGUUGGUGUCCAGGCAGGUCAGUGAAGAUCUGACUGAGAGAGCGUCCACCUUCGGCCUCAUUCUCGAUGACGUCUCCUUGACACAUCUGACAUUUGGAAAAGAGUUCACGGAGGCUGUAGAAAUGAAGCAGGUGGCCCAACAGGAAGCAGAAAGGGCGAGGUUCGUUGUAGAGAAAGCAGAGCAACAGAAGCAAGCAGCCAUCAUUUCAGCAGCAGGUGAUUCUCAGGCUGCGCUGCUCAUCGCUAACUCUCUGGCCGUGGCAGGAGACGGCCUGGUGGAGCUGAGGAAACUGGAGGCAGCCGAGGACAUCGCCUUCCAACUCAGCCGCUCACGCAACGUCACCUACCUGCCCUCGGGUCAGGGCACACUGCUGCAACUGCCCCAGUGAGGCACGUAUACAAAAACAAACAUGAACCCACACACUUCAGUGCACGUCCUCUUCCAGGAUAACUUGAUGAAGGACUUAUUCAGUGAUGGCCAGCUCUCCCCUCAAUUUUAUUAGUCUCACUCUUUGGUUGAAGAUAUGGACUACUGGGGAUUUUCCACCAGUGAAAUGGAGUCAAAGGGUGGAUCGGGAACACAGCAGCUCUGCGGUGUGUGUGUUUUGUGUUUGUGUAAUGUAAUGUAAAGUUGAUCAUUUAAUGGCUAAAACAGUCUGAUUGAUACAGAAAUUCCCCCCAAAACAGCACUGGAGUCUUCACGAAUAAGAAAUUAGACAAGUCACGUCUAGUUAAUGGUGGGUGAAAUCAGGUCAUGUGUUCCAGUCUCUCACUCUGUCCCUGUUAGACUGACUUGCUUUUUUUUUUUUUUGUUCAUAUUGGGUUUUUUUUUCUUUCUAAUUGUGUGGCAGAAAGCACACACGUGCAUGCCAGAAGUCACAAAUUAAUAAAACCAUUUCUACUGAAAUGUAACGAAGCAAUCAGUGUGAAUCUGAAUAAAUUACAAACAAGAUUUGGUUCCUAGACUCAGUAUGGAUUAACAAUGACCAUUUAUAAUGCAGGCAUUCUUUAAUUGAAUACACAUCCGAUAAAAUAUGUUCAGUAUUUAAUUCCAUAAGCAAUAUCACAGGUUUAGCCAGUUAUGAAUGUAUGUGUUGGUUUUGGAGGAAAUGGAUGCGGAAACAUCAUUGUUCUUAAGAUUAAAGAUGAAGUUGGUGAGUUUUGAUGCAGAAUGGGAUAUACAGUAUAUAUCUACCCCAUUCUUUAUCGAAAAUAAGUUUAAGCUUUACAAACCAGUUGUCAUUUCUGAUAAGGGAAUAGUUGUUCAUAAAUAAAACAAAUUUUGUCCUCAAACACAA
Messenger RNA from Neoarius graeffei (lesser salmon catfish), 1826 nucleotides. It is a transcript of the gene phb1, whose product is annotated as prohibitin. Lineage: Eukaryota; Metazoa; Chordata; Actinopteri; Siluriformes; Ariidae. The coding region runs from base 102 to 917 and encodes 271 amino acids. Gene Ontology annotation, biological process: mitochondrion organization. The record is from RefSeq and is a predicted model, not a curated record. Gene Ontology annotation, cellular component: membrane; mitochondrion. The transcript is spliced from 7 exons.